Molecule: messenger RNA, 1569 nt
Organism: Indicator indicator
Lineage: Eukaryota; Metazoa; Chordata; Aves; Piciformes; Indicatoridae
Gene: APCDD1
Product: APC down-regulated 1
Biological process (GO): negative regulation of Wnt signaling pathway
Cellular component (GO): plasma membrane
Molecular function (GO): Wnt-protein binding
Source: RefSeq, a predicted model, not a curated record
AUGUUCAUAACCUUCUUUAUCGUGUUGAAGCCCUUCUACGAAGCAGAGUCUCAUGAUAAUUUAACCUUUGCCUUUACAGGGCUGGGAGAAGGUUCUGCCCUUCUUCACCCAGACAGCAGGUCCCACCCUCGGUCCUUGGAGAAGAGUGCAUGGAGGGCUUUCAAGGAGUCACAGUGUCACCAUAUGCUGAAACACCUUCACAAUGGAGCCCGCAUCACUGUGCAGAUGCCUCCCAAUAUUGAGGGUCACUGGGUCUCUACUGGCUGUGAAGUCAGAGCAGGCCCAGAGUUCAUCACCAGAUCUUACAGGUUCUACCACAACAACACAUUUAAGGCCUAUCAGUUUUAUUAUGGUGGCAAUCGCUGCACCAACCCCAUCUACACCUUAGUCAUCCGUGGCAAGAUACGGCUCCGCCAGGCGUCCUGGAUCAUCCGAGGGGGCACCGAGGCCGACUACCAGCUACGCAGCAUCCAGAUCAUCUGCCACAACGAAGCAAUAGCCAAGACAUUAAGUGAGCUGGUGAACCAUACCUGUCCUGGAUUUGUACCAGAGGACAGUCCCUGGGAGCAGGACGUGAGCUACGAUUUGCUGAGAGAAGAUAAUGGCUGCGAAUGCACCAAAGCUCUCAAUUUUGCCAUGCACGAACUCCAGCUGAUCCGUGUGGAGAAACAGUACCUGCACCACAACUUAGACCACCUGGUGGAGGAGCUGUUUCUUGGAGACAUUCACACUGAUGCUACUCAGAGGAGGUACUAUCGACCCUCGAGUUACCAACCUCCUCUUCAAAAUGCCAAAAACCACGACCGCACGUGCAUCGCCUGCAGGAUCAUCUACAGGUCAGACGAGCACCACCCUCCCAUCUUGCCCCCCAAGGCAGACCUGACCAUCGGGCUGCACGGCGAGUGGGUGAGCCAGCGCUGCGAGGUGCGGCCAGAGGUGCUCUUCCUCACCCGCCACUUCAUCUUCCACGACAACAACAACACCUGGGAGGGUCACUACUACCACUACUCCGACCCCAUCUGCAAGCACCCCACCUUCACCAUCUACGCCAAGGGGCGCUACAGCCGGGGAGUGCACUCGGCCAAAGUGAUGGGCGGCACCGAGUUUGUCUUCAAAGUAAACCACAUGAAGGUCACCCCCAUGGAUAUCUCCACUGCCUCGCUGCUCAACGUCUUCAACGGGAACGAGUGUGGGGCCCAGGGCUCGUGGCAGGUGGGGGUUCAGCAGGACGUGACCCACACCAACGGCUGCAUGGCGCUGGGCAUCCGCCUGCCGCACACCGAGUACGAGAUCUUCAAGAUGGAGCAGGACGCCCACGGCAGGUACCUGCUCUACAACGGCCAGAGACCCAGCGACGGCUCCAGCCCCGACCGGCCCGAGAAGAGAGCCACCUCCUACCAGAUGCCUUUGAUUCAAUGUGCUUCAUCAGUACCCAGACCUGAAGAGUCACCAGAGGAGAAUAAAAUCAGGCUGUACAGCAGUGGGGCGCCAGAAGAGCAGCCCAGCAGCCCGGCCCUUGCUGUGCUGCUGUUGGUUUGUACUGUGUCAUAUUGGGAUGUUCUCAGAUAG